AUGUCUUUAGAUUAACUUGCAGAUUCCCUAAUGGGUCGUCUUGAUGGGAAAGUCAUCAUCCUAACUGCUGCUGCUCAGGUCGGCAGGGCGGCUGCCUUAGCUUUUGCAAAAGAAGGAGCUAAAGUCAUAGCUACAGAUAUCAAUGAGCCCAAACUUCAGGAACUGGAAAAGUACCCAGGUAUUCAAACUCGUGUCCUUGAUGUCACAAAGAAGAAACAAAUUGAUCAGUUUGCCAAUGAAGUUGAAAGAGUUGAUGUUCUCUUUAACGUUGCUGGUUUUGUCCAUCAUGGAACCAUCUUGGACUGUGAGGAAAAAGACUGGGACUUCUCAAUGAAUCUCAAUGUGCGCAGCAUGUACCUGAUGAUCAAGGCAUUCCUUCCUAAAAUGCUUGCUCAGAAAUGUGGCAACAUUGUCAACAUGUCCUCCGUGGCCUCCAGCAUCAAGGGAGUGGUGAACAGGUGUGUGUACAGCACAACCAAGGCUGCUGUGAUCGGCCUCACAAAGUCCAUUGCUGCAGACUUCAUCCAGCAGGGUAUCAGGUGCAACUGUGUGUGCCCAGGAACAGUUGAUACUCCAUCUUUGCAAGAAAGGAUACAAGCCAGAGAAAAUCCUGAAGAGGCACUAAAUGAUUUCCUGAAGAGACAGAAGACAGGAAGGUUUGCAACAGCAGAAGAAGUAGCCCAGCUCUGUGUGUAUUUGGCUUCUGAUGAGUCGGCCUAUGUCACAGGCAACCCUGUCAUCAUUGAUGGAGGCUGGAGCCUGUGACUACAGAGUCUUCACAUCCACAGGGAACCUGGCUCUCAAGAAAUUCACCGGUCGUCUC
Molecule: messenger RNA, 823 nt
Organism: Castor canadensis (American beaver)
Lineage: Eukaryota; Metazoa; Chordata; Mammalia; Rodentia; Castoridae
Source: RefSeq, a predicted model, not a curated record